This is a messenger RNA of Fonticula alba, 300 nucleotides long. RefSeq lists its product as hypothetical. The record is from RefSeq and is a predicted model, not a curated record. Bases 1 to 300 code for a protein of 99 amino acids. NCBI's taxonomy places the organism in Eukaryota, Rotosphaerida, Fonticulaceae. The transcript has 2 exons.
AUGUACGUCGCCGCCGUCCUGCACGGCCAGGACACCUCCGCAGGUCAGGGGGGCGCGCCGCCACAGGCACCGGCAAAUCUCCCGACGCGACAUACGCUCGCCCUCAGGGGCAACACCGGUGCCGGGGUUGGUGCCCGGCCGGCUGCCAUGUCCGACAAGCCCGCCACCAACCAGCCCCUCCUCAACGAGAUCAACGCCGGCAGCGCCAAGGGCGGUCUCCGCAAGACCUCCACUGCCGAGAAGGUCUGGAAGCCCUCUGCUGACGACCUGGCCACCGACAAGAAGGAGAACGCCAACUAA